Molecule: messenger RNA, 1933 nt
Organism: Scaptodrosophila lebanonensis
Lineage: Eukaryota; Metazoa; Arthropoda; Insecta; Diptera; Drosophilidae
Gene: Su(fu)
Product: suppressor of fused homolog
Exons: 1
Coding region: 318-1697 (459 amino acids)
Cellular component (GO): cytoplasm; nucleus
Molecular function (GO): transcription factor binding
Source: RefSeq, a predicted model, not a curated record
UCGGCCCUAGAAUGCACCUAUUUGUGUUGUACAGCACUUGCGAUAGACAGCACUUGUCUUCUCCGAUCGAGAACGAGUGCUUUUAUCGGUGACCGUCCCCCUAUCAAAUAAUACAACUUGACUAUUUAAAAUUGUUUACAUGUUGUUUGUGUUUUCAUUGCACAAAAUAAAGUAAAAUAAAAGGAACCGUCGGAUGGACUUAAAAGGCCAUGAAACAAUUAAUGAAUAAAGGAAAAUAAAUAAAUAAUAUAUGUAAACAAAAAAGGCCUGGACUCAACUACAAAAAAACAUACAUACAAACACAAGCACCACCUGCUAUGGCUUCAGCAGCCGUCAGCGAUCAACAAAAUGCAGUUGGAGAAGGACUGAAAGCGUUAAUCCAACAUCUGCAACAGUUAUAUCCGGACCAGCCAAAUCCUCUACAAGUAACUACGCUUCUAAAGUAUUGGCUCGGAGGCCAGGAUCCAUUGGACUACAUCAGUAUGUAUAACAACAACGGCGACGCAGAUAGAAAAGUCCCGCCCCACUGGCACUACGUAAGUUUUGGACUAAGUGACCUACAUGGAGAUUCACGUGUGCAUGUGCGAGAUGCCGGCGAACAGUCUACACGCUCCGGUAUGGGCUUCGAACUCACGUUUCGGCUGCAAAAGAGCGAAACUGAGUUGCGACAGGAGUUGGAGUGCCCAGAAAAACCUGUCAGGCCUCCAACAUGGCCGGCAAAUCUGCUACAAGCCAUUGCUUUCUACUGCUUUCAAACUGGAAACGGCCUGUGCUUCGGAGACAACAUUCCUUGGCGCAAGAGCCUGGAUGGUAGCGCGAACACGCUCCUACAGAAUCUGCUAGUUGCACAAGACCCGCAGUUGGCAUGCAUCGAAACACCAUUUGGCACGGUGGACUUUUGUCAAAUUGUUGGUGUUACCGAGGAGGAGCUGGAGCAAGCUUCACGUUGGAAUGGACGAGGAGUCCUAAACUUUUUGCGGCAAGAUGUACAGACAGGCGGAGAGUGGUUAGUGACUAAUAUGCGACGUGCGCGGAGCGUUUUUGAAUUGUUCCCAGAAACACUGCUGAACCUUCAGGACGAUUUAGAGAAGCAGGGUUCUGACCUGGCAGGCGUCAAUGCUGAGUUUACAUUUAGGGAACGUCAGACGCAAGUUAAGCAAGAGAUUGUGGACUUCCAUACGCUCAACGAGCGCUAUGUCACCGACGAAAAUAAUCGCGAUUCUGUGACACUUGUGAAACGGGAAGUGACACGAUUUCCACAAUCGAUGUCUCUAAGCAGCAACUCUCUGCACAAAUCAUGUCCCUUAGACUUUCAGAUGCCGGCUCCAGACUGUAUUUCCUUGUCGAGUAUUGAGAUAACAUUAGCCCCUUAUGCGGCAAAAUAUUUGCUGUUGGCUAUUAAAGAUCGAAUACGCCAUGGAAGGCACUUUACUUUUAAAUCCCAGAAUCUAGCGAUGACAUUAGUUGCGGAAACUGUUACGGGAGCGGCUGUUAGCAAAAAUGAUCCCUACUCAAUACUCGGGUACUGGAUUCAAGUGCUGAUUCCUGACGAUUUAGUACCGCGCAUGAUGGAAGCUUUUUCCAACGCGAAUCUUGAUGGUAAUAAAGCACCGACUCAGCGGCUGGAGUUUGAAUGGCCAGACAAGAAUCUCAAACUGAUUGUAGACCAUCCCAUCCAAACGCUGCCCAUCAACUAAACAGUGCGUUAAAUAUUAAAUGUUUGAAAUUUUAUUUAAACACUAAUCUUUAUAAUCAUUAUAUAAGUUAGGAAUAAUUUUACAUAUUUUGCUUGCAAAUCAUCAAAUAUUCUACAUAUUUAAAAUAAUUUGAAUUCCACUUCGCGAACUACAAGAUUACUAAUAAACGGCCGAGUCGAAUCGCAUUUGUUUCGGCUGAAAAAAAAACUAUAUUUGGCCAAAAUUUCAGUUUCCUA